GCACUGUGGAGUUUGCAUUAAUCAGGCUCCAAGCAGAAAUGCCACAUACCCCUCGCCAACGGUUGCAGCCUCGAGCUCCAAUUUGGUCAGAGAAAGAAACUCGAGAUUUCCUUGCCCUCUGGGGUGAACUGCUGAUUUUGAGGUGGAUUGAAAACCGGCCCCCAAACAGUGACAUCUACGAGGAUCUCUCCGCCCAGAUGAUAGCCAGGGGUCACGAGCGCAACGCUUCGCAGUGUAGGAACCGAGCCCGGGAUCUGAAGCGAAGUUAUCGGAGAGCCAAAGAUGCCCAGAUCUGUGCUGGAGCUGAGCCCGUGUCUUGCCGUUACUUCCGAGAGUUGGAUCAAAUGUUUGGAGGCGAAAUGGAUAGGGCCACCAACCGGAGCUUGGCCAGCAUGGAUGGAUCCAUGCAGGUGGUGGUAAAAAGAGAGGAUGCAAAAGACAUGGAGGCCCAGGGCUCCGAGGAAGAGAGCAACCAAAUGACACCCCCAAACACCCUCUCAAGUAUGGAUGCAGACACAGACACGGAAACCGAACAGAACGUGGGGAUCAUACGAGGCCUAGUGACAGUGGUAGAUCCCAACGUGAUUGAAACCACAAUAGUUGAGGAAGGUCCUGAAGAGAAGCCGGUGCCCUUUUGUGGGCAACCCGUUCCAGGCUGCAGUGAAGAUGGGCACCUCAGGGCUACUGGUAGAGGCAGGCGAGAGAAGUCCUUUGGCCAUCCCCUGACGACAGCAGAAAGGAUGGCAUCUAUGCGGGAGAGGAAGAGGCGGUCGCAUGAGGAGAUGAUGCAUGAGAUCAUGAGUGACUACAGGAGGACCUGGGAGACCAUGGAGGCUCUUCAUGAGAGAAGUGAAAUCAAUGCUGGGGACUUCCGUGAAGCAGUGCUGAGGGAAAUGCUUCUGGACAGAGAGGCCCGGACCCGGGAGGCCCAAUUAGACCGUGAAUCCCGGGCAAGGGAAGCCCAGCUGGAUAGAGAGGUUAGAAUUAGGGACAACCGUCUGGAGAGAGAGAUUAGGAUGAAGGAGCUCGGUAUGAUUGAAGCCGAGCUUCAGCGCACCAGGGAUAUCCUCCAUCCAAUGGUUGACGCAGUGGCAUCUGUGGCAGAGGCCUUGCGUGUGGCCAGCAGGAUGCUGCCACUCUCUCAGCCUGCACAGAAAGUGAGGGCUGGAGUCUUCUUGGAAUCCAAGGAAAGCAAGUAAUUUCUGUCUCUCUUUCAACUAUAAAACUUUAUCUUGAAUGGGAAAGAUGUGUUAUGAGGAAGUGAAGGGAGGGGGGGGAAAAAGGGUGCUUUCUAAAGUGCUAAAUUCAGGGAUUUUCAAUAGUAACUUUAAGAGGUUGAGCCAGGUUCACCUACUCCCUCAAUUUGCUCAUCCUGUGGAACAGAGGUAAUGUACAUCUAGAUGGUUUGGUUUGGUUUGGAACAAGAAAAGAAACUUUAGAAAAGACA
Molecule: messenger RNA, 1447 nt
Organism: Notechis scutatus (mainland tiger snake)
Lineage: Eukaryota; Metazoa; Chordata; Lepidosauria; Squamata; Elapidae
Source: RefSeq, a predicted model, not a curated record